CGCCUAUUAAAGUAAACAAAGCGGAAGGUUGAGCUUCACAGUGAGGUUUUGAGGCUGCCCCCUCUUCGGUCUGGAAACUGGAAACUUUUAGUUUUACUGCUGAUUGUGUAAAUUGCAAUGCGAUGUCAUCCCUUCUCCCGUUCACCAGCAGCUUGCUGGGAGCAUCCAGGCGGUUCAUGUGGAGAAGUACUUCUGGUCUCUCUCCGCUGCUCAGUCUGACCCCGCCUGCACCCUCAUGGGUUGUGGCUUUUGGUAAGAAGGACCUGCCUGAUCUCCCAGUCCUGUUGGAGGAAGAGCUGGAAGAGCAGUUCGUGAGGGGAUCCGGGCCAGGAGGACAAGCUACUAACAAAACCAGCAACUGUGUAGUUCUCAAACACAUCCCCACCGGGAUUGUAGUGAAGUGUCAUCAGACCAGAUCUGUGGAUAUAAACCGAAAGCGUGCCCGGGAUAUAAUGAGGGAGAAACUUGAUGUGGCAUAUAAGGGUGAACUCAGGAAGAAAAAUGGACUGAAAACGGACAAAAAAACAGGUGAGACUGCUGAACAAACAACUACCUCACAAGCGGAGACAAAGGAAAACAAGCCACAAAUUAACAAGGAAUUUGUUGAUAAAACACAUCCAGUUGUCCAGAGUCUGCGCAGUACAGGUAAACCCAGGUCCCCGCUGAGCGACAGCUCCAGCAUGCUCAUCCUGGAGGGGAAUGAUUCUGAUGCCACUGAUCCUGGUCUGUCAAAGCUGAAGCAAGUCACAAACGAUGAAGCAAAAUCUAAGAGCUGUAGCUCCAAAGAGCAGAAACCAGACGGGCCGUGUCAAAGUGAGACAAAAAAGCAAAUCUCUGGCAAACCAAAGCAAAAAGAGCCCAGCGCAGAAUCAGAUGGUAGCCCUGCAGUGCCAUCGGCCACGCCUCGGAGUAAAGCCAGCCGCCGCAAGCUUGGAGCAAAAAAGAUGGAGAACAAAGCUCUUCAAAACAGAAAAGUCACAGAUUAUUUUCCCAUCAGGAGAAGUAACAGGAAAACUAAAACGGAGAUAAAGAGUGAAGAACACAGACACAUUGAUGACCUGUUAAAGAACGGCAUCGAAGAAGGACUGGAGGUCAAACACAUAGAAGGAAAAGGAAGAGGAGUCUUUGCUGGGAAGAGUUUCAAAAAGGGAGAUUUUGUUGUCGAGUACCAUGGCGACCUGCUGGACCUGGCUGAGGCCAAAAAGAGAGAGGCCCAGUAUUCUGAGGACCCUAAAACAGGCUGUUACAUGUAUUACUUCCAGUAUCAGGCUAAAACCUACUGCAUAGAUGCUACCAAAGAAACGAACCGUCGUGGACGGCUGUUGAACCACAGUAAAAGUGGGAACUGCCAGACGAGGCUCCACCCCAUCGAUGGGACACCUCAUCUGAUCUUUGUGGCCUCCAGGGACAUCAAGGCAGAGGAGGAACUGCUCUAUGACUACGGGGAUCGGAGCAAAGAGUCCAUCUCUGCACACCCCUGGCUUAAAUACUGAGAGUUUUAUUAUGCUGAACACGAGUCGUUCUCAGUCUUUAUAAAAGUGAGCUUUACAUAAAAUGACACUCUUUGAAAACAUGCCUGAAGUGAAGCUGUGAGCUUCAAUACUUGAAGUGUUUUUUUGUUUGUUUGUUUUCCUGCAAGAUGUGCUUUUAUUCUUUUAGUUUCUUUUCUAAAUUAAUUGAAUGCUGUUUUGGCUACAGUGAAAUACAGCCUGAGUUUGAUAUGAGGAAAAAAAACUAAAGAUCAUUUAUGAUGAUCUUCAGGGUGUCGUGCAAAUUCUCUGCUGUCUUUAUUUUCUUCAUUACUCUGUGGUUUCUCAUGAUGUUUGCUGUUUAGAUAUUCAGGUUCUGUACAGUUAAGUCAAAAAAAUAUUU
Messenger RNA from Poecilia latipinna (sailfin molly), 1872 nucleotides. RefSeq names its product N-lysine methyltransferase SETD8-like. NCBI's taxonomy places the organism in Eukaryota, Metazoa, Chordata, Actinopteri, Cyprinodontiformes, Poeciliidae. Gene Ontology annotation, biological process: regulation of DNA damage response, signal transduction by p53 class mediator; regulation of transcription by RNA polymerase II; translational termination. Gene Ontology annotation, molecular function: histone H4K20 methyltransferase activity; protein binding; translation release factor activity. The coding region runs from base 123 to 1493 and encodes 456 amino acids. The transcript is spliced from 9 exons. The record is from RefSeq and is a predicted model, not a curated record. Gene Ontology annotation, cellular component: nucleus; polytene chromosome.